AAAACACACCAGGGGGUGAGACGGGUGCGAGGGAGGCACCGGCAGUCCGGCCAUGGUCCUGGCCCGCCCCGAGCGGCCUCCGGUCGGGGCGGGUCGGUAGCGGGGCCGGGCUCUGCCCGAAACCUCCCCGGGGGAGGGGGAAAGCGCAGCUCUUAAGAGCGGGUCCGGCACCCGCCCGCCCGUCCCGUCCCGGCCCUGCUCUGGCCGUAGCGGCCCGGCCCGCCUGUCCCACCCCGGCACAGCCAUGGGGGAGGCGGCGGGUGGCAGCGCGGUCCCCCCGCUACCGGCUUCGGAGGCGGUCGGGGGCCAGGUGAACGCCCUGACCGUCCUGGCCUUACUGGAGAAACUGGUGUCCAUGUUGGAAGCGCUGGGAGGCCAGCAGCGGCAGAUGGAGCAGACGCAGCGGGGCUUGGAAGGGGCCGUGCGGGGUAUCCAGGGAGACCUGGGGAAGUUGUUCCGGAGCCAUGAGGCGACUGGAGAAGCGGUGGAAAAGCUGUUGGAGAAGUCUCGGAAGGUUUGUGCCAACACCCGGGCAGUGCGAGAGCGGCUGGAGAGGCAAAGCGACCAGGUGCGACGGCUGGAGCAGCAUCACGCCCAGCUCCUCCGCAGGGACCGCUUCAAGGUGCUCAUCUUCCAGGAGGAAAAUGAGAUCCCUGCCAGUGUUUUUUCAAAAGAGCCUAUUCCCAGCAUUACAGAAGGAAAAGAGGAGCCUGUGGAUGAGAACAAAACGCUGGAAGAAACCUUGCACACAGUGGAGUUGGGUUCAGAUGAUGAAAUGUUUCAUGAGGAAGAUGAUCUGGAUGACAGCACAGAAGAGAAAACAGAAGAAUCACGAGCUGAAAAGAUUAAGAGGUCCAGCCUCAAGAAGGUAGACAGCCUCAAGAAAGCAUUUUCUCGCCAGAACAUUGAGAAGAAGAUGAACAAGAUCAGCACAAAGAUUGUGUCACCUGAACGAAGAGAAAAGAUCAAGAAAUCACUCACUGUACAUCAUCAGAAAUCCUCCUCUUCAAAGGGCUCACCUUUCAAAGUAUCUCCCCUCACAUUCAGUGUGAAGAAAGCCCGUGAAGGAGAAAGCCCUGCUGAAGCUGAGGACAAACCAACAGAAACUACAAGCAAUGACCAAGCUGAGAAUGAGGAUGAAGUGUCAUUUACCGACAUGCACUCGGAUAUGACACCUACUGCUGCCUCGCUGACCAAGGAGGCUAAAGCAGUAGCUGAUUCUCUAGAGAAGGAAGCCAGAAUGGAAGAGAACGCUGUGGUGAACAACAACAUUGAGCUGUCCAUUGUUGAAGACAAUGAAGAGUAUGGGAUGCCUCUAGAAGUUUCUAGCCAGAAACUGUAUGAUGAAAGAAACAACCCAGUCGGUGGAGAAAUGGAACAAUCUGAUGAAGAAAGUACCCAGGCAGCUGUCCUGCAGAUAGACCAAACGGCAUAAUCAGUCCAAGCCUUCUACAUAUGCACAGGUUUAUGUAGGCAAGUAACUGGUUUCUGCUACACAGGCAGCAGUAGUAAUUCAGAUCUUUCCAUCCUGCGCUCUGCAGUGGUAAUUUAUUGCAUUAUGUUGGAAUGCAGAGUGAACACAGUCAAUGACACAGGCUGCAACAUGCUCCAUUUUGGGCUGAGUCACUGGUGUUUGCUCAUUUAGUGAUGCUGUCAGCCCGUGUAAGACACUAGCAGAGAAAGAGUAUGUCUAGUAGUAGCAAGCUGAUCUACUGGCUUUCUAAUAGUUAGGUUGGAGGAGUGCAUGGAGAGUAGUCAAAGCCCAAACAUUUCUGGUCUGUCAUCAUCUCUCAGUAUUUCACAGCACUGUGAGUAGUUCUGUAUGGAAAUGCAGAAAUACCAAUGACAACACUUGAGUUUGGUUUCCUUGCUCUGCUCUGUGAAGACUCACAGCCUCCAUAACUGUGCAUACAUGCAGAGACUGAGAAAAAACAGACUACUUAGAAGGCAAAGCUGAAAAGUUGUUUUCAUCCAUACCAGUGAGGGGGGGGGAGACUUUUGCCAGCAGUCUUUCAGUACUCAGAAAAAAAUUACUGUGUUUAGGUGGAAAGGUUGAAAUCUAACCAGAAUUAUGAAAGUACAUCGGCAACAAGCAGGAAUGUGUGAUCAGCUACUGCACUUUUAAGGGAUAGGAAACUGAAAAACAAAACAAAAGUAGAAGGGAUUUGAUAAAAAUGUGGAGGUAAGCUGAAGGAAGUAUGAAAUGCUAUGAAAGGGAGGAAAAAAGGCAAAAAUUAACACUACCACCACCCCCCCAGUAUGAAAUCUGUACUCCCAGCUUCAAGAAUAUAUACUCAGAUAACACUAAUUCUUAGUCUAUAUAGAAAUAUACUAUCCAACUUUGCACCUGCACCACUUUGUAUCUCAGUAUUUUGAAAAUAGCAUUAAUUUAUCUUUUUACAAAAUAUUGCAUAUAUAGAGCUCUGUCUACACAGAGGUGUUAAGAUAAUGACAGGGAUGUAAGGACAACGUUUUCAAAAAGGUGAAACAUUCUCUUGGGCACAUCUAAAGGGAACAACACGUUCUGAGUUGAACUUCAUGGCCGGGACGAUGAGUUUACCUAAGGGUGGGUCUGCAAAGCCACAGGAUUUGAUUCUCUGCUGGUAACUUUCAUCAAAGCCACCUCCUACCUGCUCUCAAAAUUCUCCAGUCUGUAACAUUUCAAAAUGUAUUGAGAAGAAGAGGUUACAGGGUAGUUUGUUUGCUAUGGCUGUUCAUUCCUGUUACUCAACACAGGUAAGGGAGAGGAGAGGAGAGGAAAGGGAAGCACAAGACCCACAACAGUUACCUUACAUCCUUGUUUGUUUCUGCAGUGAAUUAUCUUUAUUUUUUUAAACAUAUAUAUAUUAAAAAAAAAUCUACUGAUACUUAGCAUUGCACUAAAAGAUUUCUUCCUUCAACUUGUAUUUAGAAUCACAAAAUUACAGGGGAAAUACAACAAAAAUACCGUUAUGAAAUGAUUAAUGGGUAUUACUCCCCAAGGGUGGUAUUUGUCACCAGUACACACUGGAAGUUAGUUGAUAAGAGCUUAGUGUAGGCAAGUACUAUCAAGAGUUAAGCUCUUAAAAUGUAUGAUAUCAUAUAAAAGAGACUGUAAGACAAAACAUGGCCUAACUUGUGCAGCUAUAUUUUUAUUUUGUAUUAACUACAAUGGAUUUCAAUCAUUUUUACUUGUAACUAACUGCAAAUAUGACAAAUAAAAGCAUAACAUAAACUACA
Molecule: messenger RNA, 3219 nt
Organism: Pogoniulus pusillus (Red-fronted tinkerbird)
Lineage: Eukaryota; Metazoa; Chordata; Aves; Piciformes; Lybiidae
Gene: CAVIN2
Product: caveolae associated protein 2
Exons: 2
Coding region: 245-1435 (396 amino acids)
Cellular component (GO): caveola; cytoplasm
Molecular function (GO): protein kinase C binding
Source: RefSeq, a predicted model, not a curated record